AUUAAUAUACACGGUCAUUUUAUCGGAUUUGAACUCGCCGGUGAAUCUGGGAAGACAUCGGAAUAUACCGCGCUUCUUCAAAUCGCAGCCAAAAUUCAAGAGCUUCUCAUCAUCGCCAGUCUUACGGCCAUUAUUAUGCACAAAGUUCGGUAUGAUCUCAUUGACGGGAACGGUGUUCCCUUUGGAUUGGUCGGAGUGGGAGCACUAUUCACCCAAUUGAGUUAUUUCUGGUCUGCGGCUUUCAUCGGGUCGUUUUCCAGUCAAGGGGCAAUGAGACGAAAUGCAGCAACACUUUGCUUAGUCGUGCUCGCAGGCUUCAUCGCUGUGACAGCCGGUCCUGCUGUUGCUGUACUACUUAUACCACGCGAACAUACUUGGCCUGCUGGGGGAACCAAGUACUGGAUCAAUGGCAGUUCGGAAGACCUUUGGCCCUCGACACUCGAUAUCAAGCACUACAUGCCUGAUCUUGGCGCUGGUAUAUUCGGGGCUAGCUGCUCUUCAUCAAAUGCAUACACCAAUGCGCUUUGCCCAGCCGGCGGGUAUAUGACGCUGGCAAACAGAUUCUCCUCGAGCGACAACCCUAGACCGUGGUCAGCCCCUAAGGAUUCUCGAUACGUACCUGCGGAUUUCCUGAUUUGGAGUCCAGAAGGACAAGUGCCGCCUUACAGCCUAGCAUCAGCGCAGAGAGCUAGAGUAGCGCUAGAAUCAUCAGCAACCGGCGUUCAUGGCCCUGCGGCGUGGGUUGCGGCUACGAUCAACGACGAAUGGCAAAUUGCUGCUGAUGCCAUACCUGUCGACUCCAACUCCCCGUUUGCAAGAUAUAGAUAUUACAACCAGAUGAAGUCUAUUAUCGAAACAUGGGUCCCGGCAGUGCGAGUGGUGUGUAGCCCUUUGCAAGCCUUCAAGUCUGAGCAGACAUCUCUCCAAUUCCCUGUCGUCCCAGAGUUCGGUAGUGCAAUCACGAAUCACAUAAUCUUUGAUGAUCAGAGCCCUGGUUAUCCUACCGAAAUGCGCACGGUAGACUUGCCAGACGAGACAUUGGAGUCUCUACGGAAAUCAUCACAUCCAUCAAUCGUUGCUUUGGAUAUGGCCGAUACUACAUGGACGACAGCCACCCUAGGUAUCAUAGUUGAUGCUCCUACAUCGAGUAAGAGUCAACGCAACCUUUCCGCCUGUGUUGUUGAUGCGAGAUGGGCUAAAGGAUCGUUGUCGGUGAGCCUUGCUCAGGCGGUGCAACCAGAGGUCUAUUCGGUCACAAAAGCCCCCAAGUCUGGUGACAUUUCUGAAACAUCUUACCGGGCAUAUGACAUGUUUCGGCUGGAUGUUGGAAGUCAAGAAUCUUGGCGCCGACUUCGUAUCACUGCCGACUGGUUCGACGCCGUCAAUCUGAAGCUCAACGCAAGUAUAGAUAUGCCGUGGGACACGACAAUAAUAAACAACAAUACUCUAAAUUCCAACGACUCGGAAACAAGAACGACAAUAUCGUCUCUCAUGUCUAUGGCGACAUCCGACUCAUUUCUAGUGCCAAAUGUCGAACAUAUACUCGCCUCCGUCUUUGCCGAUGCCAUAUCCCGCGCUGGCAGCUGGCGAGUCCUGAACAUUACCGUCCCUAUCCAAAGAAAAAAGUACAAUCCGGUCUCGUACCAUAUGCGCAAAUCCUCAUAUCAAUCCGAGCUCCUGAAGGAUGGCCAAGCAUACGAGAAUCCCUCUACCAUAUCAACGUUUACAUUCACCGAAUUCCACAUCAGACAGGAAAUCACAGGCUACGCCUUCAAAGUAUCUUCCACGACCGACAUACUUGCUCUGAUAGUAGUCUUCUUACAUCUCGUCAUGGCGGUCAUUCACACGCUCCGCUUGGUCAUCCGGCGGCGUAGUUCCAGCUGCUGGGAUUCCAUACCCGAGUUGCUGACGCUUACUCAACAAUCAAGUCCGUCUGCAGUCGCUUUGAAGAAUACAACAACGGGGAUACAUCGGAUGAAUUAUGAUUCUCAACAUGUGGAGCUGGUCUUUGACGAAGAUCAUGGCAGCCAGGAUGUACUUGAAAAACCGUCUUCAAACUGUAAAUACGGG
Molecule: messenger RNA, 2070 nt
Organism: Bipolaris victoriae FI3
Lineage: Eukaryota; Fungi; Ascomycota; Dothideomycetes; Pleosporales; Pleosporaceae
Exons: 2
Source: RefSeq, a predicted model, not a curated record